AAACAAAAAACCAGGUUAACGAGGCUCACAUUGCAAGUCUGGAGUGGUUUUGCUCUCUAGAGAAACCCCUUUCUCCUAGAUGGGAAUAAAUACCUGAUGUUUGGAUGGGUCAGUAGGUCCAGAAGCAUCUGCCUGCUCUUCUGGCAGGCUGGCUCUUGCCUCGCUGGGGUUGGAAGAUCCUUUUCUGGGGUUUUUCAGCCCGCGUGCAGAAAGAGAUGAGCAGGUCUGCCAAACCAACCACUAAAUGUCACCCGGUGCCUUUGUAGCUCUGUUUUCUAUAACUUUGGGGUUGUGUUUCCUUUCCCACCUUUCCUGCCCUCCAAUUAGUUUAGUCGCAUCCCGGUUUCCAAAGGGACAAUCUGAGUGUCUCUUGGAAGUGACUUCUUGAAGAGAAGGAGUGAAGGAAGACCAAAUAGAUUUCUUGAGUUGUUUGGAACAUUUUCCGUCCUUUCCCCUCAAAGGGCUCAUUUCUAACCCUUUGUGUCCAAAGAGACUCCCAGGCUUUUUGGCACUUGCUUGCUCCACAGAGCAGAGAAACAGUGGUGUGCUCCAAACCUGGGCUGAAAAAACACUGGGCUUACAGAGAAAUUGGUAACAGGGAGCAGGUGGCGAUGCUGGAAUAGGUUUGGGUGGGGAGUGGCAGUGACCAAGGCUGGAAAACACCUUCCAAGUGCCUGAAGGGAGGAGGUAAGGGUGGAAAGGACCUGGUUUUGUUUUAUUUGCUAAGAAUCACAACUCUGACGAUCCUACUAGGAAUAUUCUGGGAGAUCGCAGAGUUAAAAGUGUCUUGUUUGGGAGACUUUAGUACCUUAGAAGAAUAUGGCUCAGCUUUGAGUAGAAAAGGCUUCUUGCUACUAUCAGAUGUUUCUUCCCUUGAUGUGAGCUCAUUUUCCCUGGCUUAAUUCAGCAGAAGCUACGUCAAGUUUCACUUUUGGGCUGGCCGGCACGUCGAACGCUCUAUUUUGCAAUCUUACUCUGCAUGCCGAGCGUUCGGAGGCUCGCGCUUCUCCUCGCAGACCUCUCACUUGGACAGGAGCUUGCAAAGCUGAGCUGGAGGAGUGAAAAACCUCAGAGAAAUCAGAUUUACUGACUGCUGGGUUGCCACCGUUCGAGCGAGGUGGUCCUCUCACCUCUCCUGCUAUGGCUGGGGAAAUUAUUUAUGCUGACCUGGAUGUUGGUCCCGCAAAACGCUGCAGGGAACAGCAUUCACUUCCUCAGCCCGACAGAUCGGGCUGUCCCCAGCGGUACCGAACUGCUCUCUGGGCCAGCUGUCUCGGAAACCUCCUCCUCGGAGUGGCGGUGUUAGCGAUGGGACUUUGGCUUUCAGUUUUCCACCAGCAGUUGGGGAACUCAGGAAGCCACAGAAACGUGAGCGGGAACGUAGGAGAUGGCAACACCACCCUGGAGAAAGGCUGCUUGGAGCUGAGGAAAAGUCUCUGCUUGUCACAGUUGCAAGAGGGUGAGGGGUGCAAGCUCUGCCCCACGGGCUGGAUGCUGCACGGGAGCAAGUGUUACUGGGUUACCGACAUGAUCAAGUCGUGGAGCAAGAGCCAGGACGACUGCAGGAAUCGGGGGGCCGAGCUGGUGAUGCCGGGGGACCAGGAAGAGCUGGCUUUCCUAAACAAAAUCCUGCAGAAACCCAAACGCUACUUCUGGAUCGGCCUCUCCAUCCCCUCCGCCGGGAAGGGCUGGACCUGGCUGAACGGCUCCCGCCUGGACCAGAGCCGGUUCCCGUUGAGCCCCUGGGAUGAAGGCAGAAGGUGCGGGGUGCUGAGGGGGGACAGGAUCAUCUCCGAAAACUGCAGCUCGGGAUUGCAGGGGAUCUGCCAGAAAGAAGCCACCCAGCUCUGA
Molecule: messenger RNA, 1851 nt
Organism: Grus americana (Whooping crane)
Lineage: Eukaryota; Metazoa; Chordata; Aves; Gruiformes; Gruidae
Product: killer cell lectin-like receptor subfamily B member 1A
Exons: 6
Coding region: 1141-1851 (236 amino acids)
Source: RefSeq, a predicted model, not a curated record